GUAGUUAGAGUUGGACAUAAAGUCGAGAAUAAAUUUAGCACGUUCACUGAAUAGUACCUGCACCAGGAGCGCUUUUUUGGUUUGGUUAGGUUUUUAAAGUGAACUGUCCAGGAGUGCCAAACAAGAGACGCACAAAGAGAAACUCCCUGGAAAAGUUACGGAUGCAAACGUGAACUUGACACAUACUGAGAAAUCAGAGCGGAUAAUCAAGGGCUUAGACUGUCAAAGUGAGGAACCGCUUAAACCACCAGGAAACACACAAUCAUGAGGAAAUCUGCAUAUCCAGCACGAACCUCCAGCGGUCGAGCAAGGAGAACGGAAAGAGAGGCCUCUGGCAUCACCAGCCCCACGCUGAAACGCUCGUUUGAGGUGGAGGAAGCAGAUACAUCCACACACCCAUCACCCCUGACUCGCCGGACCACCAACCCCCUCCGCUCAUCCACCUCCUCCACAUCCAGCCAGCGGAGCUAUGAUGUGAGCUCUCGCAACUCUGACUACUCCUCUACCAGGUCCUCACCAUCUGAGUCCUCCAGUCUACGCUCCCCGAAGUCUGGCAUGAGGCGCAUUGAGUUGUCAGGGGGUCGUAACGCUGAUGCAGCCUCUUCCCGCCGUGCGGAAAUGUCCAUCGAGGUCUCCUCCAAGCAGAUAGAUAGCUCGCCCAGUGCUGGCAUCACUCGCUUUGGCCUCAAACGGCCAGAGGUCAGCCUGAGCAAUCGGAGUACCUCCCUGGAGAGCUCCUCCAAUUCCAUCUCGAGCACCAGUAGCAGGCGGGCAGAGCUCAGCAUGACAAGGUCCCAUGAGCCCCCUGCCCCUCCCAGGAGGAUGGACUCCCAGAUGUCCUCAACCCCAGUCUCGAGGAUCCCUGAGCCCCCCCAGAGAAGAGCAGAACCUCCGUCACCCAACCUCAGUCCGGUUGACGUGGCUUUCAAGAGGCCAGAGGUUUCUGUGGAGAACAACGGCCACCAGCCACCUGCACCUGUCGCCCCCCUGCCUUCCCCUGCAGAGAGGGUGGAGAGGGUGCAGUCGCCUGUCACAGAGCCGUCUGCAAGCCGACCAGCAGACAGACCCGAAGUGUUUACCAGCUACAGCAGCAGCAGCAGCAGUACCAUGUCUGAGGCGGUGUUGCCUGAUGCUGUGGUGUCCCCCGCAGUGGGUGGUCUGUACGGGGAGAAGGCAGGUGGCCCCGUGUUGGACUUCAGCUAUGUGGGUAUUGAUGCCAUUCUGGAGCAGAUGAGGAGGAAGGCCAUGAAGCAGGGGUUUGAGCUCAACAUUAUGGUUGUGGGACAAAGCGGCCUGGGAAAGUCUACUCUGAUGAACACGCUGUUCAAGUCUAAAGUCAGCCGUAAGUCAGUGCUGGCUACGGCCCAGGAGAAGAUCCCCAAAACAGUCGAAAUCAAGUCCAUCAGUCACGACAUUGAGGAGAAGGGAGUAAGAAUGAAGCUGACAGUGAUUGACACACCAGGCUUUGGAGAUCAGAUCAACAAUGAAAACUGCUGGCAGCCCAUCAUGAAGUUCAUUAAUGAUCAGUAUGAGGCGUACCUACAGGAAGAAAUCAACAUCAACAGGAAGAAAAGGAUCCCAGACUCCAGAGUCCACUGCUGCAUAUACUUCAUCCCCCCGACUGGACACUGUCUCCGGCCUCUUGAUGUAGAAUUCAUGAGACGUCUGAGUAAGGUGGUCAACAUCGUCCCAGUCAUUGCCAAAGCAGAUACACUCACGCUGGAGGAGAGAGACUUCUUCAAAAAGAAGAUCAGGGAAGAGCUUCGAGCCAAUGGGAUCGAUGUGUACCCACAGAAGGAAUUUGACGAGGAUGCAGAGGACAGAAUGAUCAAUGAAAAGAUCAGGGAGAUGAUCCCAUUUGCUGUGGUGGGCAGUGAUCAGGAGUACCAGGUCAAUGGCAGGAGGCUGCUGGGGAGGAAGACCAAAUGGGGAACCAUUGAAGUUGAGAACAUAGCCCACUGUGAGUUUGCUUAUUUACGGGAUCUCCUCAUCAGAACCCAUAUGCAGAACAUUAAGGACAUCACCAGCAGCAUCCACUAUGAAAUGUAUCGUGUGAGGCGCCUCAAUGAGAAUAACACGAUGGUGGCUCAUGCCAACGGUAUCCCAGAGCAUCAUCUUGCCGCCCACGAGAUGUAGACGCCGCCUGCCCCCCCAUCACAGUGUAACUCAUUUGUUUGAGACUGAUGUUCAGUAACAGUCUUCCCUUCACUCCAACCCCUCCACACCUAACCCCCCACCUCACAGGGUGAGAAAAACUUAAAAGCCUGCCAGAGGGACUUUCUCUUCAGUGACUUUUGGCGGCUGAAUGGACUAUUUGUCAGUUUAAUGCUUCUUGAAUAAAUCCUCUCACUAUCGCUGACCAAGAGAGGGAUUUUUACCUGCUUACAGUUAAUAUUUGUGGUGCCAAAAUUUCAGCUUCUACCAAACUGAACAAACUGACACUGAAGUGCCUUCAUAAUUAACAUAUUAAACUCGUCCACUUUGCCUUUUUGCAAAUUUUGGUGUUUUUUUAGCAGUGCCUGUAGGAACGUGGGCCACAGUUUUUUUUUUUUGGUUUUUUUUUUUUUCUUUAUGCACACACCUAUAAUGACAUAUGUGAAAAAUGAAUAUUCUUGCUUUAUGCAGUGAUCAAGUGCAGGUUGGAGGAGGGCCAGGCAGCGCUUUGCCAACUUGUAACAAACAUAAAGGCAAGUGUGACGCAGCUUCACUCAGCUCUCUCCCCAUAGUUAAAUGACAACAAAACGGUUACAGAUAGCACAUCACAUGUUUGACUUCAUCUUUUCUGUCACAACUUGUUUCUCUUUAACAGUUAUACAUUCUUGUUCUCUUAAAGGUGGGUGUCCUGCCCUUGACAUCAUGAUUUUUUUUUUUAAUUCCCAGUUAUUAAUGUCAGUCUUUAUGAAUAAAAAUAUCUUAAGAGUGAUUUAAGAUGAAAGUAUUUAUGCACGAUAUAAAAUGUGAAUGUUUGCCAUCAGCUGUAGUCCAUAAAUUCAGAUUAGUAACACACACAUGUCAGCAUACGCAUACACUUCUCCUGCUUUGGGCCCAUCGUGGCGCCUUAUUUAUUGGAGGGUGUUUUUCAAGCAUGUUGGCCAAAACUGGAAAGAGAGCAGGUUUGUUAGUGCCAAGCUGAUUAUAGUUAAUGUUUUUCAGUCCCCUUGAAUUAUUUUUUUAAUCUAGUCUUCCACUGACCAGCCCACUUUUUUUUUUUUCUGUCUUCCAUAAUGUACCAAGGACCUUUCUCUUUCAUCCAUAUAUAACUUCCUAAGCUCUCACUGUCAUGCUCUGUCCUGUAUAUUCAUCUGUGUUCCGAUACAUUUUUUGUACUUGUAUUAUUGAUAACAAAUUUUCCUUUAUCUUAUUUGAAAGAAAUAAAGAUUGAAGUUGUAAAUAUU
Molecule: messenger RNA, 3395 nt
Organism: Archocentrus centrarchus (flier cichlid)
Lineage: Eukaryota; Metazoa; Chordata; Actinopteri; Cichliformes; Cichlidae
Product: septin-9-like
Exons: 12
Coding region: 265-2136 (623 amino acids)
Molecular function (GO): GTP binding
Source: RefSeq, a predicted model, not a curated record